GCAGCCAACAUGUUCGGCCUCAAGUUCACCCUGACGUCCCUCCUCGUCAGCGCUUCCCUUGUCAGCACCGCCGCGGCUCAGGCAGCGUACCUUUCACACCCCUAUGUCAAGUACUGCGAUGGAGUCGACCUGGGAGGACCUUGCGAAGUGAUCUCGGAGGCAGAAAUUGGGAGAUGCUACAGUAUUCCCUCACACAUGAACGACAAGCUCAGCAGUUAUGUGGUCGAGAACGGCGAAUGCGAGUUUUACAGACACGCCAACUGCCAGGAAAGGCUCUGGACGGCCAGAGACCGCUCUCACAUGAGCGUCACGACCUCAGGCCACAACAAUGCGGUCUCAUCCAUCAAGUGCACAAAGGGCUGCUGCAACCAGAAAUAUUUUGACCGAUGCUACAUUCCGUGCAGUAUGGGGUGCAGAGGUAAUGCCAUCGACCCGUGGUGCAACUACAACUGCUCCAAGGACUGCUGCCCUAGUGGCGAUUACUGCUAA
Molecule: messenger RNA, 489 nt
Organism: Podospora anserina S mat+
Lineage: Eukaryota; Fungi; Ascomycota; Sordariomycetes; Sordariales; Podosporaceae
Exons: 2
Source: RefSeq, a predicted model, not a curated record